This is a messenger RNA of Sesamum indicum (sesame), 1411 nucleotides long. RefSeq names its product phosphatidylcholine:diacylglycerol cholinephosphotransferase 1. Gene Ontology annotation, molecular function: diacylglycerol cholinephosphotransferase activity. NCBI's taxonomy places the organism in Eukaryota, Viridiplantae, Streptophyta, Magnoliopsida, Lamiales, Pedaliaceae. The record is from RefSeq and is a predicted model, not a curated record.
ACUGUAUUUAACCCAAAUUAGAACCCUUUGUAGGAGGUGAAAAGUAAAGUAACCUACAACUCUGCCUCUCCUUGGCAACUCCUCCAUCUUUGAUUCUCCAAUCCCAUAUCAACCCCCCACACCCACAUCCCAACCCCACCCUACCCCUCAGAAAUUUCUAAACUCUCCCACCAAUACCAUACGCCUACCUCGAGCACUCCGUCAAAGAGGUCCAUUCCCCACCCCCCCCUCUCUCUCUAUAUAUAUUCGCCCAAGAUCAGUACUCCGCAUGCUGAUGUUCUGCAACUCCAACUGUAUCGCCGCCACCGAUGAACGGAGCCACUGCCACUCCCCGCCUCCGUUCAGCACGUGACAGGAAAUCCAAACCACCACCACCACGACCCACUAACGCCCACCUCCCUAACGGUGCCAAUCUCCUUAACGGUGCCGUCCCACGCCCCCGAGAUUCUCCAGAUAUGACCCAGAAAAGAUCGUCCUCGACAGCUAACGACAUUUGCUGCCGCCUGGGCAACGCUCAUUUCCUGAAAUGGAGGGCGAGGGAUGUAUUGGGUGUGCUGCGGUACCACCCCGUACCCUGCGCCUUCGCGGCGUCCGUUUUGUUCUUUAUGGCCGUUGAAUACACUCUCCGCAUGAUCCCGCCUAUGGCGCCGCCGUUCGAUCUAGGCUUCGUCGCCACCACUACCCUCCACCAGUUGCUCGCCGCUAGACCUGCUCUUAACACGAUUCUCGCUGGCCUAAACACGGUAUUUGUGGGGAUGCAAACGACGUAUAUCCUAUGGACGUGGCUAAUUGAGGGGCGGCCAAGAUCCACCAUUGCAGCACUGUUCAUGUUCACAAGUAGGGGAAUUCUUGGAUAUGCCACUCAGCUCCCACUGCCUGAGGGAUUCUUGGGCUCAGGCGCGGAUUUUCCGGUCGGAAAUGUUUCGUUUUUCCUAUUCUAUUCAGGCCAUGUUGCUGCCUCAGUUAUUGCAUCAUUAGACAUGAAACGGAUGCAAAGAUGGGAACUGGCGUACACUUUCGACGCCUUGAACGUCUUGCAAGUUAUCAGGUUGCUGACUACAAGAGGCCACUACACAAUUGACUUGGCAGUCGGAGUUGGGGCUGGAAUACUGUUCGAUUCCCUGGCGGGGAAAUAUGAAGACGGCAAGAAAACAGCAGGUAAUUAUGUAAAGGCGCAAAAUAUGGUGAUUUAGUGUUGACUAUGUCUUGUGUAAAAGUACAUCAUCGAAAACCCACAAUUAUGUGUAUCCUAGGAAAAGAUCUGAUAGCUUGUAGAAGUUGAGGUUUUAGUUUAUGUAUAAAACCACAUAAGACGGGCCCAGAUGUAGAACUUGUUAGCUUAUUUAUUUUCCUCGCCAAAUGAAUGAUAAGGUUCAAUGAUUUAUGUCGCAAUCUUAUUUUCAACCUUGCC